GGACUCGGAAUUCUUCGACCCUCUGGGCCGGACCGCUCGGGGACUCGGCCCUGUUCGGGCGGACUCGGAUUCCCCCACCCGAUCUGUCAGGUAUCGCUUCGGGCCGCGCUUCUACGGACUCGGCCGGGCUCAUCUGAGCCCUGCCUUGGGAUUGGCCGGCCGCACGAAACGCGGGCCCCGCUGGUCGGGAACCGCCGUUCGCCUUCCAACGAGGCCUGGAAAGACUCGGGACACUUCGGGCACCAUCGGAAGCGGUUCGGAACCGCUCGAUUCUGCCCGGGGAGCACAUUCGUAAGCGCUCGGGCGAGCUCGGCACCGCUCGGCAGACCGCCGAAAAGCGCACAAGUGACCUGGGGGGACCGACCCCCGCCCCCCCGCCAACCUCGCAGCCCUCUCCCGCCCCAGGGACCCUCUCCAGCGGCGUCCGCGGAGGGAAGCGGCGGGUGUUGGGGCCCGCUAGGGCCAUUCGGCUCCCCCGCCGCCGCCGGCCGCCUCGCAUGGAGGACGCCGACUCGGCGGCGAAGCAGCUGGGCUUAGCGGAAGCGGCGGCAGUGGCGGCGGCGGCGGCGGCUGCGGCAGCCGCAGAGGAACCCGAACAGCAGCGGCAGCCGCAGGAAGCCGCGGCCUCGAAGGCGGAGCCCGAAGAGGAGGAGGAGCAGGCGGCGGCGCAGGUGACGGUGAUGGCGGCAGAUGCCGAACACAUCGAGAUGGGAGCUGAGCCCCUGCCUAACGCCGACGAGGCCGCAACCGCCUUCGCAGAAGUCACCACAGUGACAGUAGCCAACGUUGGUGCCUCGGCAGACAAUGUUUUCACCACAUCUGUGGCAAAUGCAGCUUCAAUUUCAGGCCAUGUGCUGUCUGGGAGGACAGCCCUCCAAAUUGGGGACAGCUUGAACCCUGAGAAAGCCACUCUCAUAGUGGUUCACACAGAUGGCAGCAUUGUGGAAACCACAGGGUUGAAGGGGCCAUCAGCACCUCUCACACCAGGACCACAGUCUCCUCCUACCCCUUUAGCAUCUGUCCAGGGGAAGACUGGAACCAAGUACAACUGGGACCCAUCUGUGUAUGAGAAUGAGCUCCCAGUGAGGUGCAGGAACAUCAGUGGCAUUCUCUAUAAGAACAGACUUGGCUCAGGAGGCCGUGGGCGGUGCAUUAAGCAAGGCAACAACUGGUACAGCCCCACGGAGUUCGAGGCCAUGGCGGGGCGAGCCAGCAGCAAGGACUGGAAGAGGAGCAUCCGCUAUGCUGGCAGGCCUCUGCAGUGCCUUAUUCAUGAUGGGAUUUUAAAUCCUCAUGCUGCCUCUUGCACUUGUGCUGCCUGCUGUGACGACAUGACUCUGAGUGGCCCUGUCCGACUCUUUGUGCCCUAUAAAAGGAGGAAAAAAGACAAUGAGAUGCCUGCAACCCCAGUCAAGAAGGAUUGCCCCAAAAACAUCACUCUGCUUCCUGCCACAGCUGCCACUACCUUCACUGUGACUCCUUCUGGGCAGAUCACUACCUCUGGUGCCCUGACCUUCGACCGCACCUCCACGGUGGAAGCCACAGCAAUCAUCUCAGAGAGCCCAUCCCAGGGGGAUGUUUUCACUGGAGCCACUGUUCAGGACACCAACGUGCAGCAGCCUUGCCGGGUCAGUCACCCCGAGCCUCACUACCCCAGCUACCAGGAGAACUGCCAGAUCUCACCUUUUCCUGAGGCUGCUCUGCCAACAGCUCAUCCCAAAAUCGUGUUAACCUCGCUGCCUGCCCUGGCAGUGCCCCCCACCACCCCCACCAAAACCGUCUCGCCCUCGGUGGUGAGCAGGCUGGAGGUGACGGAGCAGCGGAGCUGGCUGUACCUGGAGGAGACUGUCAGCUCCUUGCUCACCACAGCCCAGCAGCUGAAGACUCUCAUUGAGCAGGCCAAGCAGGCCAGCUCCUCCUUCCGUGAGGCUGCUGUCACACAAGCCAAGCUCCAGGCUGAUGUAGAGAGGAAAGAGCAAUAUCAGAACCAGUUGUUUCAACCCACAGAAGAUGUGGAUGGCAAAACAGAAAUCAUCAUCAAGCAGUCCUGUGUCAACUGCGGCCGGGAGGCGACCAACGAGUGCACAGGAUGCCACAAGGUCAACUACUGCUCCACCUUCUGCCAGAGGAAGGACUGGAAGGACCACCAGCACAUCUGCGGGCAGUCGGCCACGGUGACGGUGCAGGCGGAGGAGGUGCACGUCCCGGGCGGCGUGAUGGAGAAGACUGCGAAGCCUCACCUGCAAGACGUGGAUCUGCCUGACUGCAGCCCAGCGGCUGGGAAGCACCCCUUGGCCCGAGGAAGCUCUGAGGUGUCCAGGCUGGAAUCUCCACCAUGUGGAUAACAGUGAUCAUCUCAUCUGCCUCAGGAUGGACCUCAGCAGGUGCUGCAGUGAGACCUGCCCUGUGUUCCCUCCCCCUUCUGCCUCCCUACCUCUUGUUUGCUAAAAGAAACACACUUUGGUUUGGGUUAUUUAAUGGCUUUGAAAGGAUCACUACAAGUUCCUGGUGUGCCAUGGGAAGGACUUCUGGGGUUCAUCUCUUGUGUUCCCUCUGUACUGAGCAGUUUUGGCACAGGGAGGAGCUUCUGCACCUGAAUAAAGAAUGACACAUUGGUGAACAAAAUGGGCUGAGAGCA
Molecule: messenger RNA, 2638 nt
Organism: Dryobates pubescens (Downy woodpecker)
Lineage: Eukaryota; Metazoa; Chordata; Aves; Piciformes; Picidae
Gene: DEAF1
Product: DEAF1 transcription factor
Exons: 14
Coding region: 498-2345 (615 amino acids)
Biological process (GO): regulation of transcription by RNA polymerase II
Cellular component (GO): nucleus
Molecular function (GO): DNA binding; DNA-binding transcription factor activity, RNA polymerase II-specific
Source: RefSeq, a predicted model, not a curated record